CCUCUGUUUUUAAUUUCAUAUCAAUUGACUUUCCAUAUUCUUCUUUCUUAAGCAAAAUAAAAAUAUCGAUACUUGAUUUUCCAGGAAAAUUAUAGUCGUAGCUUCCCCGGAGAGUACCGCUCCGAUUUACCUCUAAAUAAUACGAGAAGAGAAGAGAAGGCAAUACAGGAAGGAAGGAACCCUUCAUUUUUGUUUGUUGGUGAUAUAAAAAAGAAUGGGGCAACAGCAAUCAAAGCACGAGUUGCUGUAUCAGCAAGUGAAAAACAACAACAUAGAAGGAAUCAAAAAACUUUGCAGGGAAGGCGCUCGCCUCGAGUGGAUUGAUCACGAAGGAAAAACACCACUGAUAGUGGCUUGUUUGGAUCCUCAACUUUUUAACGUGGCUAAAACGUUGGUUGAGCUCGGUGCUAACGUUAAUGCCUAUCGCCCCGGUCGAAGGGGGGGGACGCCCUUGCAUCACGCGGCAAAAAAAGGUCUUGAAAAUACUGUCAAGUUACUUCUUUCACAUGGAGCAAAUGCAUUAAUGACGAAUGAUGAUUGCGAAACUCCUCUAGAGGUUGCUAGGGCAAAAGGGUACGUCAAUGUUGUCCGGGCAAUUGAGAGUCGCAUUUGCGUAUUCUCUGGUUGGUUGCGGGAGCUUCAUGGACCUGGAUUUCUAGAAGUAGUGGCACCUCGGUUGGCUUCAAGGAACAAAUGGGCUGUUGUUUUGCCUACUGGUUCCCGUGAUCAUGGAACGCCUUGCAAGUUUGAGCUUGCCAUGUAUUCUAGUUUGCAGGGUGCUAAACCAUGCACGAAAAUUGCAUUGUGGAAAGCAAAUCUGGAAGAACCAAAGUUUCACCACUCCAAUCCUACCGUGAUGAUUGUUGACAACUCCACUAAAACACGCAUUAAACUCGCACCAGCAAAUAAAAGAGACAAGCAACAGCUUCAGUGGUUUUGUGAUGCAUGCAAAGGAAUGCCACAGGUAAUGCAUCCUCCACAAUUUCUGUCCACAUCUCAGAAUCUGGCUGUUCAAGCAACUGCUCCACCAUCUGAUGAAGAUCCAGAGAUAGCAAUGGCAAUAAAUGCCUCCAUUCAGUCUGCCAUGGCAGAGCAACCUAUUUUUGAUACCUACUCUAGCACUGGAGCAAGUUCAUCCACUAGCUGGAAUUGCGCUGUUAAUGCUGGAGGUCAAGGUGCUAUGGAUGUGCCAGCAGCACCUCCUCUAAAGACAACUAGCCGCGGAUGGGCACCUUAUGAAGGUGUAUCUAGCGGCAGCUCUACUCAGCAAACCAGGAUCUUUAAUUACAGCGUUGCUGAUGUCCAGACAGCAACUGAUGCCCAAGAUUCAGUCCCAUCAGCUCCACCCAUUGUUGAUGAGAAUUUACAAGAAAAAACAGGUGGAAAGAAAGAAGAUGGAGGUUCAUCAUCAUGUGUAAUAUGUUUAGAUGCUCCAGUUGAGGGAGCUUGCAUUCCAUGCGGCCACAUGGUUGGAUGCAUGUCUUGUUUGAAGGAAAUCAAAGCCAAGAAAUGGGGUUGCCCUAUGUGUCCUGCCACAAUUAACCAAACUGUAAGGCUCUAUGCUGUUUGAUUCUUGCUGAAGAAUGAAGCUGUAAAUGGCAAGUUUGGCAGCGCAAGAGACUUGACAACUUGAGUUGCUGCAGUUAGGCAACUUCUUUGAACAUUGUACUCGCGUACUUGUGAUUAUUAAGACCAUGUAUGGGUUCUUUAAGGGUACACCUUAUGUGAGUCUUUUGUGUAUAAUUUCUUUGUGUAC
This is a messenger RNA of Populus euphratica (Euphrates poplar), 1756 nucleotides long. RefSeq names its product putative E3 ubiquitin-protein ligase XBAT34. The record is from RefSeq and is a predicted model, not a curated record. Gene Ontology annotation, molecular function: protein binding. Lineage: Eukaryota; Viridiplantae; Streptophyta; Magnoliopsida; Malpighiales; Salicaceae. The coding region runs from base 215 to 1570 and encodes 451 amino acids. The transcript has 11 exons.